AUGUACGACCGCUCAACUGGGACCAAGUACCUGGUCGACUCAGGGUCCGUUGUCUCACUGCUGCCACUGUCGAUGACGAAGCAGAAGCUGCAGCCCGACGACGACUUCCAGCUGAUCGCUGUCAACGGCACUGGUAUCCGGACAUACGGCAAACGGGUAACCACACUCAACUUCGCCAUGCGCCGUAACUACGCAUGGCCGUUCAUCAUCGCCGACGUGAAGCAGCCGAUCAUAGGAGCUGACCUCCUGGCCCACUACGGCCUGCUGAUCGACCUGAAGCGUGGACGCCUAUACGACCCAACGACCAGGAUGAGAAGCUUGCCGAGACUUCGACGCCCCCAGGGACCGGACCUGUCGCCCCUGUGCAGCACCACAUCCUCACCACCAGCCCAGCAGUCCACCAGCGCACUCGUCGGAUGGUCGGGGAGAAGCUCCAGGGCGCAAAGGAAUUCAUGGACCUCCAGCUGUUCCUGGGCUUCGCUCGGACCUCUAGCAGCCACUGGGCCAGCAACCUACAAAUGGUCCUGA
Messenger RNA from Neodiprion fabricii, 528 nucleotides. RefSeq lists its product as uncharacterized. Lineage: Eukaryota; Metazoa; Arthropoda; Insecta; Hymenoptera; Diprionidae. The transcript has 2 exons. The record is from RefSeq and is a predicted model, not a curated record. Gene Ontology annotation, molecular function: aspartic-type endopeptidase activity. Gene Ontology annotation, biological process: proteolysis. The coding region runs from base 1 to 528 and encodes 175 amino acids.